Messenger RNA from Miniopterus natalensis, 1779 nucleotides. It is a transcript of the gene FARS2, whose product is annotated as phenylalanyl-tRNA synthetase 2, mitochondrial. NCBI's taxonomy places the organism in Eukaryota, Metazoa, Chordata, Mammalia, Chiroptera, Miniopteridae. Gene Ontology annotation, molecular function: ATP binding; tRNA binding; phenylalanine-tRNA ligase activity. The record is from RefSeq and is a predicted model, not a curated record. Gene Ontology annotation, biological process: phenylalanyl-tRNA aminoacylation. Gene Ontology annotation, cellular component: mitochondrion; cytoplasm.
GUUUAGAACUCACUUUAGUGCACCACUCCUGAGUUGCUGGCUCGCAUCUCCCUGCCCUGGGACCAGCCACCAUGGCAGAUCCCCUGAGCUGCAGUGUGCUGUGGAAUUAUGUCCUCUCAGACUGUACCCAGGCAUAGGGGACACAGAUGCCAUUUUGAGUAGGACCUGAGCUUUUUCCAGAGUCAGACUCCUUGAUGAGGCCACUGAAGAAUCCUGGAAGGUCCCUUGAUCGAACAUUUCAUGAGUCCUUUGAAGAAGUUUCCACAAUGGUUUGUUCAGCCCUCAGGAGAGUUGCCAACCUGCCUGUCUACCUGGUGAGGACAGCCAGUAGUGUCUCCAGAGGCCACCAGCACCCAGCCUUGGGAUCGAGGCCUGCUGCUUCGGAGCCUGCUGCCCAAGGAGCUCAAGGUAGUGUGCUGGAGCUGCUCGGUCAGUCCUACCCUCAGGAUGACUAUAGCAAUCUCUCCCGGAAAGUUCUCUCCAGGGUUGGCAGGAAUCUGCACAACCAGCAGCACCAUCCUCUUUGGCUGAUCAAGGAGAGGGUGAAGGAGCACUUCUACAAGCAAUAUGUUGGCCGCUUUGGGACUCCGCUGUUCUCUGUCUAUGAUGACUUUUCUCCAGUGGUCACCACCUGGCAGAAUUUUGACAGCCUGCUCAUCCCAGCCGACCACCCCAGCAGGAAGAAGGGAGACAACUAUUACCUGAAUCGGACCCACAUGCUGCGAGCACACACGUCUGCGCACCAGUGGGACCUGCUGCACGCUGGCCUGGAUGCCUUCCUGGUGGUGGGCGAUGUUUACCGGCGCGACCAGAUCGACUCCCAGCACUACCCCAUUUUCCACCAGUUGGAGGCCGUCCGGCUCUUCUCUAAGCACGAGUUAUUUGCUGGCGUAAAGGAUGGAGAAAGUCUGCAGCUCUUUGAACAAAGUUCUCGCUCUGCCCGUAAACAAGAGACACAUACCAUGGAGGCCUUGAAGCUCCUGGAGUUUGACCUUAAGCAAACACUUACGAGGCUUGUGACCCAUCUUUUUGGAGAUGGUCUGGACAUUAGAUGGGUAGACUGCUACUUUCCCUUUACUCACCCUUCCUUUGAGAUGGAGAUCAACUUCCGUGGAGAAUGGCUAGAAGUUCUUGGCUGUGGAGUGAUGGAACAACAACUGGUAAAUUCAGCUGGUGCUCAGGAUAAGAUCGGCUGGGCCUUUGGCCUCGGGCUGGAGAGACUGGCCAUGAUCCUCUACAACAUCCCCGACAUCCGCCUCUUCUGGAGCGAGGACGAGCGCUUCCUGAGGCAGUUCCGCGUGUCCGACAUCCACCAGCCGGUGACAUUUCAGCCUCUUAGCAGAUACCCUGCUGUGAUAAAUGACAUUUCAUUCUGGCUGCCCUCUGAGAAUUACGCAGAAAAUGAUUUCUACGACUUAGUACGAACAAUCGGAGGAGACCUGGUGGAGAAAGUUGACCUUAUAGACAAGUUUGAACAUCCAAAGACACGCAGGACCAGCCACUGCUACCGCAUCACCUACCGCCACAUGGAGCGGACCCUGUCCCAGAAGGAGGUGAGGCGCGUCCACCAGGCUGUGCAGGAGGCCGCGGUGCAGCUGCUGGCCGUGGAGGGCAGGUUUUGAUGGUGGCAGCACCCAGGCCACAGUCCUCGGGUCUCUUGGAUUUGCUGAAGAAGAAAAAAAAGGAUAUUGUUUGUGGACUUGGGCGUCGGUCACCUUUUGAUAAAAGGGACCGUUUUAGGACAUUCAGAAAAUAAAGGAUUGCUCUUGAGAAACUGUU